This is a messenger RNA of Capronia epimyces CBS 606.96, 2373 nucleotides long. RefSeq lists its product as uncharacterized. Gene Ontology annotation, biological process: iron ion transport; copper ion import; intracellular iron ion homeostasis. The coding region runs from base 1 to 2373 and encodes 790 amino acids. The record is from RefSeq and is a predicted model, not a curated record. The transcript is spliced from 7 exons. NCBI's taxonomy places the organism in Eukaryota, Fungi, Ascomycota, Eurotiomycetes, Chaetothyriales, Herpotrichiellaceae. Gene Ontology annotation, molecular function: ferric-chelate reductase activity. Gene Ontology annotation, cellular component: plasma membrane.
AUGGAUGUGCCACUUUUGGUCUUUGCUCUGGCCUCCCUUUUGGGACCAGCCCUAUGCUACGACCCUGCAAUAGAGUGCAUCAAUGGCAUUCGUACAGACAUUGCCGAAUUUACAUUCGCAGGGGGAGAAGCAAGUGGCUACUGGGUGAAUCUCUGCUCCAACAAUCUCAGUGUCCAUUCCAUGUGGGCUGCGACAAAGCUGUACUGUACUCAACAUGAAAUCGAGGCUGGCUCUAAGAUGCUGGGGGAGUAUUGCCUCGAGUACGCCUUGGUCGAACUCACACCAUACUCGGAAGUUCUUCCCAGCCUGACGGACGCCUACAUUGCCUCGCUUCCUGUCGUCGAGUACAGUGACAUUGACGCGACAAAGAUAUGGAACCAAUCAGUUCUUCUCUCCAAAGACUUUUAUACUGCUGGCAGGAGGACAACGAGCGUGUUCCAGAAUUCAUAUACCAUUGACCAAAGAUAUGGAUGGGCUGUCUACGGAUUCUGGGGCGGCAUCCUACUGAUUGGAAUUGUCAACCGCCUCUUCACUCACUUCUUCCACGCGCGCCGGACACCGACUCGUGGAGACGUCGAGGAACGCCGAGUCAAGCUCCACGCACCACGCUCUUUGUCUGUAUUUGGCACCGCGCACCACUGGGUUCGCACGAACCUGAUCAUUCCGGCCGCAUUCGGAUCCCACCACCAGCGACUUCUCUGGUGGUGUACCGUCCCCACGCGCAUGGAGACAGUCAUCGUCGUCUCGUUCUGGAUCUUGAAUCUGGUACUGUGCUGUGUGUCCUACGAGAUCUUCGUGCCAAAUCUAUACUACACGAGAGCUCUCCAGAUAUGGCGGUAUGUUGCCGACCGGACAGGCAUCAUCUGUUACGCCAACUUGCCCAUCUUAUGGAUGUUCUCGGGACGGAACAACAUCUUCCUGUGGUUGACUGGGUGGAGCUUUUCGACCUUCAACAUCUUCCACAGGCAUGUUGCUCGCAUUGCCACCGUUCAGGCAAUCGUUCAUUCCAUCGCAUAUACGGCCCUCGAGGCCGACUAUGACCAGCUUGCCGAGUCCCGGCGUGAGAAAUACUGGUAUAUGGGCGGCAUGGCGACCAUCGCCAUGGGCUUGUUGCUCUUCUUUUCGUCCAUCUACUUCCGUCGGCACAGCUACGAGAUCUUCCUGCUCAUACACAUUGCACUCUCAGUAGUCACGAUCGUCGGACUAUUUUAUCAUACCGCAAUCUUUGACGGCGAAUACGAUCCGUACUUGUGGCCGCUCGUUGCCAUUUGGCUCUUCGACAGAUUUGCCCGCAUCGUCCGUCUGGUAUACUGCAACCUCCGCGUGAGGCUUUCAAGCGCCCCGAUAGCAACAACAACCACAGCAACCUAUGACCAAGCGGCUGAUCUCAUCAGGCUCGAAGUCACUCCCGGGUCGGGACUGCUCAAACCUGGUCCAGGCCAACAUUACUUCAUUUACCAGCCCGCAAAGUGGAAAGGCUGGGAAAAUCACCCCUUCACAUUGGCAUCCUGGAGUGUCCAAGCUGGCAGCAAAGAGGUUGCCGUCGAGCCAAGUCCCAACCACGAUCAUGUCGUGAAAGCGAUGGAGGCGGAAAUCAAAGCCGCCGCCAAAACUUCGCCCUCUCAAGAUUCUUCAUCUGCCACUUCCGUCUCUUCGGAGAAGGGUCAAGCCGGCACGAAAGAGGAUGAUGGCCGAUAUAGACUGACAUUCUUUGUGCGGCCGUUCAGCAGCUGGACAAUGCGCCUUCGAGACGAAUGCCUCAAGUCUCCAACCGGACUGAUCAAUCCGCGAGCUUUUAUCGAAGGUCCAUACGGUGAAACGAGUCCUCUGCAUACCUAUGAGAAUGUCGUUUUCAUUCUAGGAGGGACCGGCAUUUCGGGGGCCCUACCGUAUCUGCAGGAACAUGUGAUCAGAGCGGCAUCACAAUCGUCAUCAGCAGCAGCAGCAACAGGCGAGUCGAAAGUAAAGGGAACCCGCACGCGGGAUAUCACAUUUGUAUGGACGACGAAGCAAUCGGCCAUGAUCCGCGACAUAGCUGCGCGCGAACUGCGGCCUUUCUUGGCUCGAGAAGACAUCCACUGCAGCUUCUACGCGACCUCUCGCAAGGAGUCGUCCGAGACCAUCAAGGCGGCCGAGAUCGAAGUGUCGUCCAACCACACCGCCGAAGUCGGCAUUACUUAUGGCCGGCCAAACAUCAGAGAGACCGUCCGCGGUGUCAUCGAUGAAGUCCAUGAAGCUGGCUCGGCUGGUGGCAAGAUCGCCAUCUUGACCUGUGGGCCGGCGGCGAUGGCUGAUGAAGCCCGGGCAGCGGUGCACGAGGCCUUGAAGAAUGGGAAGCGUGGAGUAGAUUACUUCGAGGAGACGUUUGGGUAA